This is a messenger RNA of Penaeus indicus, 2014 nucleotides long. RefSeq names its product protein ARV1-like (gene Arv1). Gene Ontology annotation, biological process: sphingolipid metabolic process; intracellular sterol transport; regulation of plasma membrane sterol distribution. The record is from RefSeq and is a predicted model, not a curated record. Gene Ontology annotation, cellular component: cortical endoplasmic reticulum; Golgi apparatus. NCBI's taxonomy places the organism in Eukaryota, Metazoa, Arthropoda, Malacostraca, Decapoda, Penaeidae. The transcript is spliced from 6 exons. The coding region runs from base 22 to 765 and encodes 247 amino acids.
GAUUUGUUUCCUCGCCCAGAGAUGGCUUCCGGAAAGAAGAGCGCCUUUGUGUGUGUCUCUUGCACAUCGCCUGCUGAGGCACUUGUCAAGAAAACCGAUGGGAAUUUUAUCAAACUUCUGGAAUGUCCAUCUUGUGGGGCAUUGGUAGACAGAUAUGUCGAAUGUGAGAGGAGCAUCAUAUUUAUGGACAUGAUACUACAAGAUAUUACAGUUUAUAGACAUAUCCUCUACAAUGCAGACAAUUUUGCUUCUCAGUUCUACAUAAAGCUGGCAGUGUCCCUAAUGCUGAGUGAAGGAUAUGUUCGCUGGAGUAACCUCGCCCAGAAUCUUGCUACUGGAAAUGGAAUUAUGAAUAAUGAGGUUUAUAUGUAUAUCAUGUGCUUCAUGGCAUUUGUGGAACUUGGGAUGUUUGGCAUGGUAAUUUUGGGAUACUCCUAUGUUAAGCAUUCUCACAAGAAGAAGCUACCAGUCUUCAAUGCUGUUCUCCUUGGUCAGUGUGGACGACUAGCAAACUUAGCAGCCAUUAUCUGGUACCCAGGGUUCAGCACAACAUUUCAAGUGUUAAUGCUUGUUUUUGUGUUUGUAUCAUCUGUGCAAAGCACUAGAGCUGCAUUACAUUUAGGGAAAACAGAAAGUUUGCUACUACUGACUGUGGCAUUUUCUAGUAGUAUGUUUUCAUGUCAUAAAUUACAGCCAAUUUUGCUUGACAGCUACCAUUCUUAUGUCCAUAGCCAUGUGUUCACUAAACAACCUUUUGUACUAUGAAAGCUUAGUUAAUAAACAAUAUUAUACAAUUCUUGCAUUGAGGAAAGAUAACAUGUAUUUGUUAAUUUAUAUUUUAUUUAUUAAGAAUUUCCUGCUUUGGCAACAUUCAGGGUCAUUAUCAGCCCCAAGUAUAGCAUUAUGAUAAAGUAUUGUGGCAAAAAUUAUUAUUUAUUGGAAAUUUUCUGCUGCUUCAACAUCUGGGGUCAUUAGUGGUAUAUUCAAAAUAGUGAUAUGGUAAAGCCUUAAGUAAGGAUGUUUAAUUUUUUAAUAAGGUGAUAUUUGUGGAUUCCGAGAAUAGUUAAUGGUUAAAACAAAUAAAUUUGCUAGACAAAGGUCAUAUGACAAAAGGGCAAAAACGAGUCAACAACCUGGAGAAGUGGACAGAAGAAGGGAAUGAAGAAGAUAAGGAAAAGGAAAGCAGUUGAGGUAAUAACUGAGGUCCAAUGUAGGGGAUCACCCUACAUUGGCCCUCAAUCCCCAUCUCCUAAAUACCUCCACAACAACAAGCAGGGGAUUGGGGGGAUGUGGCAGUAUCAUUAAAAAUGAGUUAAUGAUUAGGAUAAGUGGACAGAAGAAGGGAAUAAAGAAGAGAAGGAAAAGAAAAGGAGUCGAGGCAAGGGCUGAGGUCCAAGGCAGAGGUGAUCCCCUACACUGGGCCUCAGUCUCCAUCUCCUAAUUUAUUUCUAUCUAUUGAAAAUUCUCUGAUGCGUCAACAGCUAAGGUCAUUAGUGGCGUAUUCAAAAUAUAGUGAUAGCGUGAGGCUUGGGGCAAAGCCGUAGGUAAGAAAGUGCUUUGACAUCAAAGAUUAUAUCGCACCGUGGUAAAGUAGACUAGUGAAAAGGGUUAGGAAAGAGUUAGGGUAAAUUAGGGUAAAGUUACAGGUUGAACAGGCCCAAUGUAGGGACCACCACUACUUUGAACCGCAGCCCUCGGCUCAAUAAAUUUUGCAGGGUCUUUUCUUCCUCUUUCCUUUUCCUUCUCUUCCUCAUCCCUUUCUGUCCACUUGUCCAAAUCAUUGAUUCAUAUUUACCUUUUUCGCCACAAUACGUUACCAUAAUGCUGUGUGACCUUUGACUUCUGGUACUUUUGUUUGUUUUGACUGUUGACCAUUCUGGAAAUCCACAAACCCUGUAUUCUGUAUAUGCUGCUAAUGACCUUAAUGUUGAUGUGGAAGAAUAUUUUCAACAAAUAGAUAAAUAAAACCUAAAGAUAUUUUUGUACUUCAGUCAGAAUAAAGAGGAAAAAUAUG